Messenger RNA from Ctenopharyngodon idella (grass carp), 1849 nucleotides. RefSeq names its product gastrula zinc finger protein XlCGF57.1-like. Lineage: Eukaryota; Metazoa; Chordata; Actinopteri; Cypriniformes; Xenocyprididae. The coding region runs from base 327 to 1640 and encodes 437 amino acids. The transcript has 3 exons. The record is from RefSeq and is a predicted model, not a curated record.
UGUAUAAAUCGACAUUAAACGUUCAAAGAUAAAUCCAUCUUUUACAAAAGUAUCCCAGCAACAUUAUUAUAUUAUUUUAUUACAUAAUUAGAUCUAAUAGAUUAUAUUCUCUAAUGUAAUAUUGCAAUGCUUUAUUUGAGUUCUUGUAAAUAUCGUAACUUAUGUGGAUUUUUUUUCUGGUGAAAUAACUUCUCACGUGGAACAGAUUGAUAUAUUUAUAUAUAUAUAUAUUUGUCUUUAAUUUAUCUUUUCAUUUAUAUUGUCAUUUUGAACGUGACGAAGACGCGAAAAUCAGUUGUAACAUAUCUUCCUGAUAUACUGUAAUAAUGGAGGUCAUUAAGGAGGAAAGUAAAGACAUUAGUGAUGCAGGAGCAUGCAGAAUGAAAGAUGAAGAUUCUAAGGAACAAAAAGACCCGAUGGAAGUGAAAGAUGAAAGUCAAGAACUGAAUGGGGUGAAGGAGAUGCUUCAUAAUUUAAGUGGAGAAAAGUCUUCAAGUUGCUCGGAGACUGAAAAGAACAUUUCGCAAAAAAGAACGGAACCUAAAAGCUCUUUCACUUGCUCUCAGUGUGGAAAGAGUUUCACACGUAAAGGACACCUUGAGGUUCAUAUGGUGAUUCACACAGGUGAGAGGCCGUACACAUGCCCUCAGUGUGCAAAGAGUUUCACAUGCAAAGGAAGCCUUAAAGAUCACUUUAGGAUUCACACAGGUGAGAGGCCUUUUACCUGCCCUCAGUGUAGCAAGAGUUUCACAAAUUCAGGAGGCCUUAAGAGGCACAUACGAAUUCACACAGGUGAGAGGCCUUUUACUUGCCGUCAGUGUGGAAAGAAUUUCCCAAGUUCAGGAGAGCUUAAGAGGCACAUAAGAAUUCACUCUAGAGAGAGGCCUUUUACCUGCCCUCAGUGUGGAAAGAGUUACAAACAAAAAGAAGUUCUUAGGGAACAUGCCAAAAUUCACACAGGAGAGAGACCUUUUGCAUGCAUGUUGUGUGGAAAGAGCUUCACACAACAGAGCACUCUAAAAGUUCACAUGAAGGUUCAUUCUGGAGAGAAAUUACACCAGUGCUCUGAGUGUGGCAGGAGAUUUUCAGAAGCAUGCAAUCUCAAAACUCACCUGCUGUCUCACACUGGAGAAAGACCAUUCAACUGUGAGCGGUGUGAUAAAAAGUUUUUCUUGGCCGUACACUUAAAGACACACAUGAGGAUUCAUGAAGAUGAAAGGCGUUACGUGUGUUCUUUUUGUGGGAAGAGUUUUCUGUGGCUGCAUGGUUUUAAAGACCAUCAGAAAACACAUAUUGGUGAGAAACCCUACGUGUGCUUGGACUGUGGGAAAACCUUUGCUAGAGCUGCAGAAUUGAAAGUGCAUGAAAGGAUCCAUACUGGAGAAAAACCUUACAAGUGUUCACAUUGUGAAAAGAGUUUCACCCAGUCAUCAGGCCUGAAAGUACACGAGCGAGUGCACACCGGAGAGAAGCCGUACCUCUGCCCUUCAUGUGGAAAGACUUUCAGCCGAUAUGGUAGUUUAGGAAAACAUUUAAAGAAGGCUUGUCCAAAGUUGAGAAAAUGGAGCCGUUACCUCAAGCCUGAAACUGAACAGGAAGCUCGCUGUUUCCUGCUAUCUGAUUUACAUCUUUUGUUUUGACACUUAUUUGCAGAGCCUGAACAUUCUCACCACUAUUAUCAUAUUCACAAUCAUCUGUAUUUUGCCUGUAUCACUCAAAUAUAGAGUACUCAUUUGGAUUUGUUUGCCUUGUCUGUCUUGCUUCAGUGGCUUGUGUUUAUUAAUGUUGCCUGCCUUCUGACCUUUGCUCUGAAUUUAACUUUAAUAAAAAGAAGGACAUGAUUUCCAAA